This is a messenger RNA of Saxophila tyrrhenica, 264 nucleotides long. Its product is annotated as RAS2 protein. The transcript has a single exon. NCBI's taxonomy places the organism in Eukaryota, Fungi, Ascomycota, Dothideomycetes, Mycosphaerellales, Extremaceae. The record is from RefSeq and is a predicted model, not a curated record. Gene Ontology annotation, molecular function: GTPase activity; GTP binding. The coding region runs from base 1 to 264 and encodes 87 amino acids.
AUGAGAGAGGUCUCUACCGAAGAAGGUGCAGCAGUCGCCAAGGAGCUCGAUUGCAUGUUCAUCGAGACGUCGGCCAAGGACGGCACGAAUGUCGAGCAGGCUUUCUGUGACCCGGUGCGUCGGCUGAUAGAACUGCACAAGCAGAUACUGGAGCCUCCGAAGGAAAACGAACUUGCUCCCAAGGAGACAGCUGGGGUUCGAAAGUCGUCUUUCUGGGAUAAGUUACGGCGCCGCUUCUCUCAUGAGCGCAACGAUGACCGCUAA